AUGCCCAACAACAAUUUGGUUUUCAUUCAUCAUACCUAUGUUGUUCCUGCAUCAAGAACAGAUACAAAUCAGUGCAGAUCAGAUCAGCACAGAUCAAAUAACAAACUGAAUGGCAGCAUUGAUCCUUUAUGUAGUUCAACUUCAUUGCUUUCUUUUGAUGUGACUAACAAUGAAUUUGAUCAUGACAUUCCACCCCACUUGGGGAAUUCAUCUUUGCUUGAAAGGCUAAGGCUAGGAAGCAACCGUUUUACCGGGGAAAUCCCUCCAACAUUCAGGCUCAUAAGCGAAUUAUCCUUAUUAGAUCUUUCAAGGAAUUCGCUUUCGGGUUUUAUACCCUUUGAACUUUCCUUUUGCAAGAGACUUUCUCAUCUUGAUCUAAAUGGAAACCAUCUCACAGGAAAAAUCCCAACAUGGUUUGGGAGUUUGCCUCAGUUGGGUGAACUUAAACUGUCCUCAAACUCAUUUUUUGGUCCUUUACCACCUCAAUUUUUCAACUGUUCUAAACUCCUUGUCCUUUCUUUAGAGGACAAUCAUUUGAAUGGUACCCUUCCAACAGAAAUUGGUGAUCUUAAUGCUCUGACUGUUCUUAAACUUAGUAAAAACCAAAUUUCUGAAUGGUGUAUGCAGGAAGGUGAUGAUGAAGCAGAUUCUGCGAAAUGCACUCAGGAGUAUGAUGACUAUGAUGACUCAGAAGACGAAGAACCUUUCAUAUUAGAGACUUUUUUGGUCGUUGUGAAAAUUCUUAUCUAUGUAAGGAUUGACCUCGGUAAGAUGCUGCAACACACAAAGAUGUCUGCUAGAACGGGUACCUUGGUUCCUCCCGAUCCCGAUCUUGGUAAGACUCUUCGACAACUCAAAAAGAAACAACAGAAGAAGAAGCAGUCAGGGUCUCAAAACUCACAGACUCCACUGAGUUACACGAUGUCUAAAUCCCUGAAAUCAUAUGGGGUGCCUUCCUCGAGCAGUGUUCCGACUGGGCUCACUAUGCCAACUUUUGAGGAAAUCAACUUUGAGAUUAAGCCCUCUCUAAUCUCCAUGGUCUCACAAAAUCAAUAUGGUGGCCAUCCAUCUGAGGAACCCACCAACCAUCUGCAGAGGUUCAACCAACUAUGUGGUUAUGAUUUCCUUGCUAAUCUUGUUGCCAAUCACUAUAGCUUCACUAGAACCACAUCUAAAAGGGGCAAGAUGGACGUUGAUUCUUAUGCUCUAUUAUCCUCACAAGUGGCAGCCUUGAACCUAAAGAUCGAUGCUUUGAAGGCCCCUCAGUCUGGUACUCCCCCAAUGAGUAUCAAUGCUAUGUCUAGUGUAGCUCCAGUGACAACUUCUUACUGCGAAGUAUGUGGUAUCCAAGGUCACUUUGGUCAUGAGUGCUCUUAUAGUCCGCAGGAUACCACGCGAAUGAAGCAAGUGAAUUCUUUUGAACAGAGGCAACCCGAUGAACCAUAUUCCAAAUCAUACAAUCCAGGUUGGAGGAAUCUUUUAAAUUUCUCAUAUCGGAGCAACAAUGCUCAAAAUCCUCAACCCCGACAACAGUGGUCACAACCAUAG
Messenger RNA from Spinacia oleracea (spinach), 1548 nucleotides. RefSeq names its product receptor-like protein 53. The coding region runs from base 1 to 1548 and encodes 515 amino acids. NCBI's taxonomy places the organism in Eukaryota, Viridiplantae, Streptophyta, Magnoliopsida, Caryophyllales, Amaranthaceae. Gene Ontology annotation, molecular function: protein binding. The record is from RefSeq and is a predicted model, not a curated record. The transcript has 7 exons.